GACAGUUAUCAGAAUCAGACAGAAUGAACGUGACAGUGCUUCGUAGAACCCGGGAAAGAUUUGAAAUAAAAUAAUAAAAUUUUACAAAAAUGCCACAAUUUAUUACUCUCGACGAAAAUGUUCUCACACAUUGUUCCGAGUUACAUCAAUAACCUGAGUAAUAAAUCAACAUAAUUGCUCUAAAUGACUUGUGUUUGUUGUCGUGAACUUAUAUUUUGAGGUUAUUUCAUGAUAAAUUUACAUAACUUUAAAUUACUUGUUGGUUUUAAAUUAAACUGUUAAUAUGGAGCGUAAGGGUAAAUCGAAAUCGUUUAAAUCUACGCAUUUCCCACCUUUAGUGGCGGGGGCUAUAGCUGGUGUGUCUGUAGAUGUGACCCUGUACCCUCUGGAUACACUAAAGACUCGGUUGCAGAGUGCUCAAGGUUUCCAAAAAGCUGGCGGCUUCAGUGGUGUCUACAGAGGUCUGCUAACCGUAGCUGCAACGUCUAUGCCCACAACAGCACUGUUCUUUGUAUCGUAUGAAGCUACCAAGACCCUCUGCCAGCCCCUGGUGGCCACACAGUACACUCCUAUGGUGCACAUGUUCGCAGCCAGUGUCGGUGAAGUGCUAGCGUGUCUGAUCCGCGUCCCCACCGAAAUAGCGAAACAGAGGAAACAAACAUACGUCGGUACCAACUCCAAGAGUAGCGUAUCCAUACUGUUACAUGCAUACAAGACCGAAGGUUUCUUCCGCGGCGUGUAUCGCGGUUUCGGCUCCACCGUGCUGCGAGACCUGCCCUUCAGCUUCAUAGAGCUGCCAGUCUGGGAGAUGCUGAAGACUACAGUCAGGAAAUAUAACAACGGCGAGAUUAGCAGCUUUCAGAGUGCAAUCUGCGGCUCAAUAGCAGGUGGCUUCGCAGCGGUCCUAACAACGCCUUUAGACCUCGCCAAAACCCGCAUCAUGUUAUCAGACGGGUACAGAGUAUCAGGGAAGAUGAGGAUCAGACCAGUCCUGACUUCCAUCUACAUAGAGUCAGGGUUCAAAGGUCUCUUCGCUGGAGUCAUGCCAAGGAUGACAGCCAUCAUGAUUGGAGGAUUCGUCUUUUUCGGAGUAUAUGAAGAUGUGAAGAAGUAUGUUGAAAAAUAUUUCGAUAGGAGAUAGCAUUUGGUGUUAAAUUUGUAAAUUUUUCUUGUGACCCGCUGCAAGCAUUAUGUGGUUUUGGAACUUGGCUACCAAUAUGACUGUUCUAGUUAUAAGUACUGUUUAAGGCUCUACACAAGUACCUAAAUCAAUAGGCUCACAUGGGACUUACAACAUAAAUUGUGAAGAAGUAGGUGUACAUUGUACAGUGGCAAUUACAUGUCGCAGUGUGCACCUCUGCCUACCCUUUGGGGAUUAAAGGCGUGACGUUAUAUAAAAAACAAGUACCUAAGCACGUUCAGGGCUAUUUAAACGUACAUAAAUUAAAGACUGGUGUCAAUCUACCUAGAAAGUUUAUUUGGUAGUUUUCUAUUAAACAGCUGGACUGAUCCUGAUGAGAUUUGUUACAGAGAUAGAUAGGAUUUUGGAGUCGAUUACACGUACUUUCCUUACAGAAACUAAUUUACAAGGCAGGUCAUUCACUGUACAAUAUGAUGGUGCUUAAGUUUUAUUCUAAGAUUUGUAUAAUAAUGCUGAAAUGAGUCGUUUGUAUGAGAUGUUUUCUAUAUUUUGAUUACCUAUAUUGUAAGGUGCAAUAUUUGAAAUUAUUUAUUUAUGAAAUUGACAGUAUUUUGACUUGUAUGUUAUAUUUUCCUUUAUUUUUUGAAAGCACUGGCCUAAUAGGGAUUUGAUAGUAUUAGAAGGUACAUACCAAAGACCAAAGAAAUGUUAUUUUAUCAAUAUUUUUUAAAAUGUAAGGAUUUUAGUUUUUGUUUGGUAGUUUGGGUCUUAACAUUAGUUCCUAAUUUAUAGUAUACCUCAUGUAAUUUUGUUGGUGUAUGGUUGUAAAAUCGAAUAGUAGAUAGCUAUGUAUUUGAGAUACAUUGUGUAUAUUUAAUGUGGUUGAAUUUGUUAUGUAAAUAGUUAUUAGUUCUGUGAUGUUUUUCAAUAAAAUGUUGGAAUUUAA
This is a messenger RNA of Spodoptera frugiperda (fall armyworm), 2087 nucleotides long. RefSeq names its product S-adenosylmethionine mitochondrial carrier protein. NCBI's taxonomy places the organism in Eukaryota, Metazoa, Arthropoda, Insecta, Lepidoptera, Noctuidae. The coding region runs from base 284 to 1141 and encodes 285 amino acids. The transcript is spliced from 6 exons. Gene Ontology annotation, cellular component: mitochondrial inner membrane. The record is from RefSeq and is a predicted model, not a curated record. Gene Ontology annotation, molecular function: S-adenosyl-L-methionine transmembrane transporter activity.